Aspergillus tanneri is the source of this 1332-nucleotide messenger RNA. It is a transcript of the gene snf4, whose product is annotated as AMP-activated serine/threonine-protein kinase regulatory subunit SNF4. The transcript has 6 exons. Bases 1 to 1332 code for a protein of 443 amino acids. Lineage: Eukaryota; Fungi; Ascomycota; Eurotiomycetes; Eurotiales; Aspergillaceae. The record is from RefSeq and is a predicted model, not a curated record.
AUGACGGCGGAUGAAGACCCGACGGGCAGAACCAGCGCUUCGCAACCACCGCCUACUAGACCCGCAGGUGUGCUCUCCACUACGAUGCCGACGUACACCACCACCACCACUGCUACACCUCCGAUCACCACCCCUUUCCACCACCACCACCACCACCAACAUUACCAAUUUCGCUCCCCCGUCCCAGAUUGGAAAUCCGGCUACGAUCACGAGGGAGGUUUUGUGAAACCCUCUUCUUAUCUACGGCCGCGAGGGCUUUCGCAUUCAAUGGCCUCAACCCAGCCCGAGGGGGCGAUUGAUCGGGAAGAGCGUCAGGGUUUAGACCCGGUCCAUUCUAUCGGCUCUGCUGUAGACUGCCAUUCGCAACUUCCUCAAAAAUGGCAUGUGCCCCUCCUCCUCACUCGUUUCGAGUCGCAAUCUCCGAGCCCCUCCGAAGCAUCAGUUGCCCCGCCAGCGGGCCACCUGGAUCGUGAAGUCAAUGUGCUGACAGGAUGGGCAUGGCUGGCCCAAUCUACAGGUAUCGUAUCAGCUCCGCUAUGGGAUUCCAAAACUUCGACCUUCGCCGGUCUCUUGACCACUUCAGACUACAUCAAUGUUAUCCAGUACUAUUUCCAGAACCCCGCGGCUCUGGACCAAAUCGAUCAGUUCCGACUAGACAGUCUCAGAGGGAUUGCCUCAGAGGUGGAAAAGGCACUGGGUGUUGCACCGCCGGAAACCAUUUCGAUCGACCCGGAACGACCUCUGUACGAGGCCUGCCGGCGCAUGCUUCAAUCCCGGGCUCGGAGAAUCCCUCUGGUCACUAAUGAUAGUCAAACCGACCGGUCCCACGUCUUAAGCGUCGUCACACAGUAUCGUAUUCUAAAGUUUGUAGCCGUCAAUGUCAAUGAGACGCAAAAAUUGAGGAAGCCUCUGGGAGAACUCCGGCUGGGUUCUUAUCAAAAUGUGGCGACUGCGUCAAUGGAUACCCCUGUUAUAGACGUUAUUCAUAUCUUGGUGGAGCGAAGCAUCUCGAGCGUACCAAUUCUAAAUUCCGAAGGGGUCGUCUAUAACGUCUUUGAAGCCGUUGAUGUAAUUACUCUGAUCAAAGGUGGUGUGUACGACGACCUGAGCUUAACUGUCGGUGAAGCAUUGAAAAAAAGGUCUCAGGACUUUCCCGGAAUCUACACAUGCUCUCUUAACGAUGGUCUGGAUACCAUCUUCGACACAAUUCGCAAGUCGCGCGUGCACCGGCUGGUCGUGGUGGACGAGAACUUCCGACUAAAAGGCGUCCUUACUCUGAGUGACAUCUUGCAGUACAUUCUCUUGGAAGGCGAAAAUGACGAAUCAUCAUGA